Molecule: messenger RNA, 2082 nt
Organism: Aplosporella prunicola CBS 121167
Lineage: Eukaryota; Fungi; Ascomycota; Dothideomycetes; Botryosphaeriales; Aplosporellaceae
Exons: 2
Coding region: 153-1826 (557 amino acids)
Biological process (GO): carbohydrate transport; transmembrane transport
Cellular component (GO): membrane
Molecular function (GO): carbohydrate:proton symporter activity
Source: RefSeq, a predicted model, not a curated record
GCCCGCCGUCGUCCAUAUAAAUCCUCCAUGUCCUGCUUCAAUUCUCGCCUCCAUCCUCACCACCGCCAUCUGCAACUCCAAGCCUCAAUUACUCAGCUUGCACUCUCAUCCUUACCACUUCCCGUCUGGUAUCUCAGAAAGAACCUCCCAUCAUGGCGCUGCCGCUCUCGGAGAAAGCAGAGGUGGACAAGAAGAGCAUCAGCUCUCAGUCCCUCGACAGCCCCGAACACCUUGAGCACAUCGAGGCCAUCCACACCGUCGAUCUCCCGGAACGCCUUGCCGAGGACGUUUCGUACGGUCCGGGUGGCAUCCGGGGCAUCAUCGCCUCGCCCUAUGUCUGUGGCGCCGCUUUCUUGGCCUCACUUGGCGGCUUCUCCUUUGGUUACGACCAGGGUGUCAUUUCCGUUAUCAAUGUCAUGGACCAGUUCCAUACGGCCUAUCCCGAGACCACGGGAGACUUCUACACUGGCCUCAUGACAGCCAUGCUGGAGCUCGGCGCCUUCCUGGGCUGCUUCUUCAUGCCCGCCCUGGCCGACCGCAUCUCGAGGAAAUGGGCACUGAGCUUUGUUGUCGUUAUCUUCUGCAUCGGCGCCAUCAUCCAGACGGCUGCACCCAACUACGCCGUUCUCGUCGUUGGCCGUUUCAUUGGAGGCAUCGGUGUCGGCACCCUAGCCCUCGGUGCACCCCUCUACAUCUCUGAAAUUGCGCCUCCCAACCUCCGUGGCUCGCUGCUCGUCCUCGAGUCCGUCUCGAUCGUGACCGGUGUCCUUGCGGCCUACUGGAUCGCCUACGCCACUCGCGGCAUGACUGGCGAGAUCUCGUUCCGUCUUCCCUUUGGCUUGCAGAUGGUCUGUGCCAUUCUGCUCGGCACGUGCAUCCACUUCUUCCCCUACUCGCCGCGUUGGCUGGCGCUGCGCGGCCGCCAUGAGGACACGCUCUUGUCUCUGGCCCGUCUCCGUGGCCUGCCCCCUUCAGACGACCGCGUGCAGAUCGAGUUCAAGGGCAUCAUGGCCGAGGUCGAGUUCCAGAAGGUCAUCAAGGAGCGUCACCACCCCGGUGCCCGCGGCUUCAAGCUGGAACUCCUCGAGUGGCUCGACCUCCUCAAGAAGAAGAGCUGGCGCCGUACUGCCGUCGGCGUAGGAGUUGCCUUCUUUCAACAAUUUUCCGGAAUAAAUUCAUUUAUCUACUAUGCUCCUACCCUUUUCAGAUCUAUAGGGCAGAGUGACGACAUGUCGCUAGUGUUGUCGGGAACACUCAAUGUGGCGCAGGUCGUGGGUGUGGCAUUCUGUUUCUUCCUGAUCGACCGGGUAGGAAGGCGCCCACUGGCCAUCUACGGCGGGCUCGGCAUGGCACUGCCGUAUAUCAUCAUGAGCGUACUCGUUGGACUGUACAGCUCGGACUGGGCCUCACACACGGCCGCCGGCUGGGCCACGAGCGCCAUGGCGUACGUCUACGUGCUCGUGUACGGCGCGUCAUACAGCCCUCUGGGCUGGGCCUUGCCAGCAGAAGUAUUCCCGAACGCGACGCGCGCGAAGGGCGUCGCGCUGUCGACGUCGGUGGUCUGGCUCUGCAACUUCAUUGUCGGCGUUGUGGUGCCGACGAUGAUUGCUCAGGCAGGCUACGGGACUUAUGUCUUCUUCGCGGUCAUGUGCCUGCUGUCGGCUGUGUGGGCGUAUUUCCUGGUUCCUGAGACGAAGGGCCGUACGCUCGAGGAGAUGGACCAGGUCUUUGGCGAUAAUUCGGGAGAGGAGGAGAAGCAGGUUAUGAAGCAGUUGGCGCUGGGGGGGAUGCGCAGGGAUGGGCUGGUGGGGGCGGGGAAUGUUUAGUGAGUUUGUAUGGUGGUGGUGUUGCACUGAUACCCUGAUGGCAUUGGGCGGCGUUUUUCUUAUUUUCUUUACUUUUUUGCUGGGUUUUAGGAGCGUAGGUUAUGAGAUGAUGGCAAUUAUGAAUUGGAGUUUUAUAUCAUAUAUGCUUGUUGGACUGUUUGCUUUUGGGGUUCUUGAGUGUUCGAUCAGGCUUGCUUCUUGAUUGUAUACUAAACAUGAUUCCUCUAGGUACUUACGAAGUACUUCCUAACCAGAC